Molecule: messenger RNA, 3685 nt
Organism: Lagenorhynchus albirostris (white-beaked dolphin)
Lineage: Eukaryota; Metazoa; Chordata; Mammalia; Artiodactyla; Delphinidae
Gene: TBC1D24
Product: TBC1 domain family member 24
Exons: 7
Coding region: 170-1816 (548 amino acids)
Source: RefSeq, a predicted model, not a curated record
CGGGAGCUCAGCUAGCUGAGGAGAAAGCGGCGCGGUGCGGCGCGGCGCCGGGAGGAUAUGGGAUGGCAAACAGGUUAGCAGAGAAGCCUCGGACAGAGUGCUGGUGGAUUUAGCUGCUCUUCGCCCCCUCCUGGCAGCCCUGGGCCUCCUCCUGGGCACGCCCUGCGCUAUGGACUCCCCGGGCUACAACUGCUUUGUGGACAGGGAUAAGAUGGAUGCCACCAUCCAGGACCUGGGGCCCAAGGAGCUGAGCUGCACCGAGCUGCAGGAGCUGAAGCAGCUGGCGCGCCAGGGCUACUGGGCCCGCAGCUACACCCUGCGGGGAAAGGUGUACCAGCGCCUGAUCCGGGAUAUCCCCUGCCGCACGGUCACACCAGACGCCAGCGUGUACAGUGACAUCGUCGGCAAGAUCGUGGGCAAGCACAGCAGUGGAAGCCUGCCCUUGCCCGAGUUUGUAGACAACACGCAGGUGCCCAGCUACUGCCUGAACACACGGGGCGAGGGCGCCGUGCGUAAGAUCCUGCUGUGCAUCGCCAACCAGUUCCCUGAUGUCUCCUUCUGCCCCGCGCUGCCUGCGGUCGUGGCCCUGCUGCUCCACUACAGCAUCGACGAGGCCGAGUGCUUCGAGAAGGCCUGCCGCAUCCUGGCCUGCAACGACCCCAGCAAGAAGCUAAUCGACCAGAGCUUCCUGGCCUUCGAGUCUUCCUGCAUGACGUUCGGGGACCUGGUGAACAAGUACUGCCAGGCAGCCCACAAGCUGAUGGUGGCCAUUUCAGAGGACGUCCUGCAGGUCUAUGCGGACUGGCAGCGGUGGCUGUUUGGGGAGCUGCCCCUCAACUACUUUGCUCGCGUCUUUGACGUCUUCCUGGUGGAAGGUUACAAGGUGCUGUACCGCGUGGCGCUGGCAAUCCUCAAAUUCUUCCACAAGGUGAGAGCUGGGCAGCCGCUGGAGUCAGACAACGUGAAGCAGGAUAUCCGCACCUUUGUCAAGGACAUCGCCAAGACUGUGUCUCCCGAGAAGCUGCUGGAGAAAGCGUUUGCCAUCCGCCUCUUUUCUCGGAAGGAGAUUCAGCUCCUACAGAUGGCCAAUGAGAAAGCUCUGAAGCAGAAGGGCAUCACUGUCAAGCAGAAGAGGCAGUUUGUGCACCUGGCUGUUCAUGCAGAGAACUUCCACUCAGAGAUUGUUGGCGUGAAGGAGAUGAGAGACAUCUGGUCAUGGGUCCCUGAGCGGUUCGCCCUCUGCCAGCCCCUCCUGCUCUUCUCUUCGCUGCAGCACGGGUACAGCCUGACCAGGUUCUAUUUCCAGUGUGAAGGACACGAGCCCACCCUCCUGCUCAUCAAGACCACGCAAAAGGAGGUGUGUGGAGCUUACCUGUCAACAGACUGGAGUGAGAGAAACAAGUUUGGAGGCAAGCUGGGCUUCUUUGGGACCGGAGAAUGCUUUGUGUUUAGGCUGCAGCCCGAGGUCCAGCGCUACGAGUGGGUGGUCAUCAAACACCCAGAGCUGACCAAGCCUGUGUCCUUGGAGUCUACCACCAUUCUGUCCUCGCCCUGCCACUCUGUGUCCUCAGACCCUGCUGACCGCCUCUCGCCGUUCCUGGCUGCUCGACACUUCAACCUGCCCUCCAAGACGGAGUCCUUGUUCAUGGCCGGGGGCAACGACUGCCUCAUCAUAGAAACAUUUGAAAAUUUAUUUCAAAAACAAAAAAUUAGGGACUUCCCUGGUGGCACAGUUGUUCAGAAUCCACCUGCCAAUGCAGGGGGCAUGGGUUCGAUCCCUGGUCCGGGAAGAUCCCACAUGCCGUGGAGCAACUAAGCCCGUGCGCCACAACUACUGAGCCUGCGCUAUAGAGCUGCAAGCCACAACUACUGAGCCCGCAAGCCACAACUACUGAAGCCUGCGCACCUAGAGCCCGUGCUCCGCAACAAGAGAAGCCACCACAAUGAGAAGCCCGUGCACUGCAACGAAGAGUAGCCCCUGCUCACCACAAGUGCAGAAAGCCCACGCGCAGCAACGAAGACCCAACGCAGCCAAAAAUUAAUUAAUUUUUUAAAUUUUUAUAAAUAAGAAAAGCAAAAAAUUGAACAUAGAUUAAACCAAUUCAUUAUCAAAGUGGACUAUGCAUUUAAGGCUUUAGAAAAUCAGUUUUUAAAAAAUAAUUUGUAAUACAAGAGUAAGUCAUUUGUAUUUUAUGAGUUUUUCAGUUUUAAUUAUUGAAUUAAAAUAAGUAUUUCAAUUUUUCCUAUUUUUAUAAGUUCCAUGCCUAUUAUUUUUUUCAGGAUUUCAGGGCAACUUGUUUUAGAAAAUUCUGAAGAUUUCACAAGGGCUUCAAAUUUCUUUUAUCUAUUUCCUGAAGCCACAGAGCCUUUAUAAUAGUCUCCUUACAUAUUUUAUGUUUAGUAGAUUCAGUUUUUGUCACUUUAUUUUGAAAUAAUUUUAGAUUUACAGAAGAGUUUCAUGGAUGGUAUAGAGCUCCCACGACCCCUCCCUACCCUCCCCCAGUGUUAAUAGUGCAUGUUUAUCAAACCUAAGAAAUGACCAUUAGUAUGAUGCUGGAAACUUAAACUACAGUCUGUAUUCAGAUUCCCUCAGUUUUUCUAUAGUCGUUUUUGUUCCAGGAAUAGAUUUAAUUUUUAUAACUGUUUACUUCCUCAUAUUUUAGUUAAAUCCUGAAUGUCAUUAAGUUCACAUGACUAACACUGGUCAAAAAAAAAUUGCCAUAAUUAGGCCGUACAGUGACUGUGUCAAAUAUGUAUUCCUGUAUCUCAACGGUCCUCCCCCAACUGUCGUGUUUACACAGAGAGGUCGCCAAAUGAGGCAGGAGUGCCAGGCACACCUCGCAGGUGCUUCACCCUACGAUGUCAAGUUAGAAAGAAAAGUGUUUGCAUGUUUAAAAAUAACCUGUCGUAAAAAAAAAAAGAAUUUAUGAUCUUCGUUAUAUACAUGUCAGACUGUGCUUGAAGUUAGGUGCAGUGUCAUGUGACUCAUGUCUGGAGCUGAAAUGCCUCCCAUGCGUGCAGACCCACUCAUUUCACCCGACCGCGUGGAAUUUAUCAACACCGCACUUGGCGACCAAGGAAGCAAAGUUAGUGGGCACACUGUCACACAGACACUGACCCAUGAUGUGACAUGGGACACACCAACUAACAAAAGCUUCCGCCUUAGACCGCUAAAGCCCAGGUGUGGCUGCUCAGUUAGGUUCCCCAUUAGAUGCGCCCCUGGUUGCAGGGAGCCUGCAGGUCUGAUCUUGUCCAGUGAUAUGGUCGAUAACGUGGUGAAGCUAGCUCAACCCAAGCUAUCCCAGCCCCUGUUUUUAUUUUCACACAAAGAUACAGGAGCAAGCCCCUGUUCUAUUUCACCCUGAAGUGCGUUGACUGGCAAAGGACACGUUUUGUCAAAAGUUUACAAGCUAAAGAUCGAAGAGGAGAGCUGUGUGAAUAAUUUUACCUUCUUGUUCUUGUCUAGGAUGGUUAUUGGCUGAAAAAUGGAUUACUGGACUGACACUUUAGAGCAUUUAAAUGAAUGUAAAAAAAAUAUUUUGAGGACCUUGUGGAAAUACGUGUAGUGAGUGAAUGUGUAACUUUGAAGCAAAAUCUAACUUUGGAAAAAUAAGUGAUUUAGUGAUAUGUUUGGUCAGUGUUAAUUUUGAGUCCUAAAUAAAAUGAAUGAGAACAUAUGGAUCAA